Molecule: messenger RNA, 9846 nt
Organism: Mobula hypostoma (lesser devil ray)
Lineage: Eukaryota; Metazoa; Chordata; Chondrichthyes; Myliobatiformes; Myliobatidae
Gene: ghra
Product: growth hormone receptor a
Exons: 13
Coding region: 191-2635 (814 amino acids)
Biological process (GO): cytokine-mediated signaling pathway
Cellular component (GO): external side of plasma membrane
Molecular function (GO): cytokine receptor activity; protein binding
Source: RefSeq, a predicted model, not a curated record
UCAGGCUCCUGUAUCUUCUCCCAGAAGGUAGAGGAGAGGGAAGCGAAUGCCCAGGUCGGCGGGCAGCACACUCAGACUGUGUCUGGAGUCACUGGCAGUGAUCAUUUUUGUGCGCCUCUCAUUUACGUCUCUAUUUCCAAAUGGGAGCGGCUUGCUGGUGUUUGAAGUGGCGGUCAAUCUGGAUUGAAAAAUGGCUGCACCAUGGUUAAUCUGGUACUUGCUGGCUGUGGCUUUCAUUGACUCUGCUCACUCCUCUGAUGGACCUAGCAUCACAGAAUGCCGCUCACCAGAACAGGAGACCUUCACGUGCAGUUGGAGUGCUGGAAGCAUCCAGAAUCUGACUGAACAUGGCCAGCUGAAGUUCUUUUAUGCAGAAGGGGAUGAUCCCAACUGGAGAGAAUGCCCAAAGUAUAUUGCUAGAGAAAAUAGCUGUUACUUCAAUCAGACCCAUACUUCAGAGACUGAGUACUGUGUCCAACUAAAGUCCGGUAACAUCACACACGACCAGCGAUGUUUUGUACUCGCUGAAAUUGUGAAACCAGAUGCUCCAAUCUCAUUGAACUGGUCGUUGUUGAACAUUAGCCAGUCGGGAUUGAUCAUGGACAUACAGCUGUGGUGGGCAGUGUCAGUGAAUGCCGAUGCCAGCUCUGGACGGAUCCCACGUAAAUUUGAAAUCCACUAUAAGCUCAGCCAGGCCGAGCACUGGAGUGUGAUUGAAACCUUACCUGGCCUGCGUCCACCUCAACCUCUUUACGGCCUUGCGACAGGGAAAGAGUACGCUAUCCGACUGAAGUGCAGUUACCACAACGUUGGCAAUUUCAGUGAAUUCAGUGACAUUUUAUACGUCUACCUUCCAACUCCGCACUCGGUAGAAGAUCCGUUAGAAAGGCCCAGCAUUAUCGAGUGUCGCUCACCCGAGCAAGAAACUUUCACAUGCAGGUGGAGCAAUGGAACUUACCAAAACCUGACAGAACACAGGCAGCUGAGAUUCUUUUAUACAAAGGGGAAUAAUGCUGACUGGAAGGAAUGUCCAAAAUACUUGCACAACAAAAGCUCCUGCUACUUCAACCAGACCUACACCUCCAUCUGGGUUUCUUACUGCGUACAGUUGAAGUCCGAACUUCAGGGUCAGGACAUCACUUUCGAUAAACGCUGCUUCUCCAUAGACAACAUAGUGAAGCCGGAUCCACCAAUUUCACUGAACUGGACGCUGCUGAAUAUCAGCCAGUCGGGCCUGCUUGCUGACAUCCAGAUGUGGUGGGAGCCUCCACCCACAGCUGAUAUUAAAAACGGAUGGAUUUCUCUCAAGUAUGAGAUCCAGUAUAAAACCAGCGAAAGUAACCACUGGGACUCGAUUGAAGCUUUCUCCACCACCCAUCCGGUGUAUGCUCUUGGUACUGGCAAGAGUUAUGACGUCAGGCUCAGAUGUAAGCAGAUUGCCAAUGGGGAAUUCAGCGAGUUCAGUGACACCUUGCGGAUCUUUAUUCCAGCACCUCAGUCUGUGGAAGAAGCCGGACUGUUGUUCAGGUUAAUCCUGGCCUUUGCUUCACUGGGCACAGCCCUGAUAGUAUUCUUGUUCCUGUACACCAAGAACCAAAGACUGAAGCUGUUUUUUCUGCCUCCUGUGCCUGUGCCCAAAAUCAAAGGAAUUGAUUCAGAUCUUCUCAAGAAAGGUAAAAUGGAUGAAGUGAACUCAAUCUUUGCAAACCACCUGAGCUACAAAUCUGACGUGUAUAUCGACGAUCCCUGGAUCGAAUUCAUUGAUAUUGACUUUGAUGAUGUGGAUGAAAAGACGGAGGUGUUGGAUACAGACCGACUCCUGGGGUCUGCCCACCCCAAGACCGACAAUGCCCUCAAUGUCAAGGAUGAUGAUUCUGGCCGUGACAGUUGUUAUGAGCCAGACGUUUCUGAAGCAGAAGGUGCUGGAUGUAGGCCGAGUGCCAACGAGUUAACCGGCUUUCAACUGAAAGCCAGUGAUGAGAUAGAAGACGCGAAGGAUGCUACGGGGAUUCCUGUGGGCACAUCGGAUGCAGAUGAUCAAAGGAGCCUGCAGGCAAGCGAUGAGGAAUGUGACUGUAGCCAAGUGCAACAGGGUAUCACAGCCUCCACCAAAACUGAGGUCACUCAUCCACCUGUUCAUAGCCAGCUCAGCAACCAGAGCUCCUUCGGGAAGAUGGACUUUUACGCACAGGUAAGCGACAUCACACCUGCAGGUGGUGUCCUCCUUUCCCCAGGGCAGCAGAACAAAGCGGAGGUAGCGCCAACCAAAGAAACCUCAGCUGUUCCAAAGGCAAGUCAGAAAGGCACGCACCCAGACAGUGCCUACACUUCAGAAGGCGACAUGAGGCAGUUCUGUGCCAGCAGCACGAGCAAAGAAAACCUAUUGGGCACAGAGAAAAACCUGAAUCAAAGCAACUACUUCACCACAGAGAGCCUCGCAACUACCACGAUCGGGUCUUGUAAAGAAGCAGAAAACGCCAGGCAGCCAAAGUUACCUGUGCCAGACUAUACCUCGAUACACAUGGUGGACUCCCAGCAGAGCCUAUUGUUGAACCCAAAUGUGCUGCCCAGCAAGAGCCAGCCCACCCUUGCUGGGUAUCUGAUGCCUGAACAACUUGGCAGUGUUGUCCCCUAGUUAGUUCACUGCACUGUUACAAGAGUGUUCAGAUAAACUCUGUAUAAUAUCAUGAAAGUAUUAGCUCGCAAAAAAAAUACACACAACGGUACCACCAUAAAGAAAUAUUAUAACUGAUAAAUCAAGAAUAUGAAUUAUUUUUAAAUGUCAGCUAUAUUUGUUAGUGAGAUAAGACUGUAUUUUUAUAAAGCUAAAACAGUUCCCAUAUAAAGAAGCUGGAAGAAAGUUCUCUGCCAAUUGGACUAGGAAUACUGUUUCUUAGUAAGCCAUUUUUCUAAUUCUUGGAAAUAUCUGCUGCAAAUGGAUUGUAAUGUUCCAAAAGAAUUUGGGGAUCAAGGAUAGGCACAAUGCCCUACAAUCUUGCAUCCCUCAAACAUCAACCCCCUAUAAUCGGUGGAACUGAACCUGGAGGCAGGAGUACAAUGCAAAUCCCCCUCUGCUUUGUGAUGAACUCUCACUCGGAACUUGGUCGAGCCCCCAGCUCAUCCCUGUGCUUGUGACAGCCCUCAUUACACCUCUGCUCACUUUAGAUGGACAACUGGCAGGAAUAUCUAACCGAAGCUUUACCGUAAAGUGGAUCUCAGGAACAAAGUCAAUAUUGCUAAUGAAGGAACUCAGACAUUAGUCACCUUCCCCAUAGAGGUCACUUAGCUCUUUAAAGGAGAACUCCCUGGGCAAACACACUCUACGUUUUCACUCUGUUUUGUCUCAAAUUACUGUGGAUGUAAGAGCCAUGCUGAGGUGGGCCUCAGUUGUUACACCAGUUCAAUUCUGAAACAUCUCAGUGCGGACUUAUCUGUUAACUUAAAAUCUCAGUCCUCCAGACAAUCAAGGCCCAAAGUAAUCUGUUGAAACUUCUUUUAAAUGGAAACCAUAUACACAAGAGAUUCUGCAGGUGCUGGAAAUCCAGAGAAACACACAGAUAAUGCUGGAGGAACUCAGCAGUGUAAAUUACUCCCAUCUAUAGAUGGCACGGUGUGGCGUGACACGGCACCAUAGCAGUUAGCGCGACACUUUACUGCGCCAGCUGUCAAGAUCAGUGUUCAAUUCCCACUCCGCUGGUGUACACUCUCCCUGUAACCACGUGGAUUCCUUUCAGCUCUUCCCAUUUCCUCCCACAUUCCAAAGAUACGGUUAAAGUUACUGAGUUGUGGGCGUGCUGCAUUGUCACCUGAAGCAGGGCAACGCUUGUGGGCUGCCCCAGCACAUCCUCACUGAUUUGAUUUGAUGCAAACAUCAUUUUUCACUGUAUGUUUCUAUGUACAUGUGACAAGUAAGGCUCCUCUUUAGAUCUUUAUCUUUACUCCCUCCAUAGAUGCUGCCUGACUUGCUGAGUUCCUCCAGCAUUUUGUGUGUGUUGGUUUAAGUAAAAACCCUCUCUUAAAUCAGCCAUGAACCUCCGUCACGGUUCAUAGAGAAUAACUGGGAAGUUUACCUGGAGAGAAUGGAUCCUUCCAGCGUACCAACCCCCGAAUAACCCUAGUCUAAUCACAAUGACUAAUUAACCUAUGAAUUGGUAUACUUUUAGACUGUGGGAGGAAACCAGAUCACCCAGAGGAAAUGCACAUUUUCUGCGCGGAGUACUUACAAGCUCCUUACCAACGGUACCGGGAUUGAACUCCAAGCUCCGACACCCCGAGCCGUAAUAGCGCCACACGAAGCAUUACACUGUCAUAGUGUCCUGCGGAUAAACUCCUCCCACCCUAUCGUCAUGUGAUUCAGGUAAAGCAAUCAGAAAAAAAGUCUUCAACUGACUUCUCGAUAUUAAUUUAGCGAGUAAGAGUUCUGUCCAUUCACCCUGCGUUUAAUGUGUUGGCCUGUUUAAAUAGUUGAAGAAACUCCAGUACAUAGUUGUGGGCAGUGGGAUUAGAGUCAUCGAUGGAACGUUCUGCAGUGGCUCUCCCACCCUGCCAGCUGAACGCAUUGCAACUAAGAAAUCCAACUCUUUGCAAAUAGGAAAUUUGAUCCUAUUACUAAACUGUGAAAAUAGUAUUGCUCAGAUAUGCAUUUAUAAAUUCAGAGUAUACUUUCAACCAAAUAUUCCAUAGCUUCAUAGAAUUACAUAGCAUGAAAAUAGGCCCUUUGGCCAACUGAUCCAUACUGACCAAGAUUCCUAUCAAUACUAGUCCCAUAUCCCUAAACCUCCCUUGUCCAAAUGCCUUUUAAAUGGGGCACUAUGGUAGUGUAGCCUUUAGCUCGAUACAAGUACAGUCAGGAAUCGGAGUUCGGAGUCCAAUUCCAACUCCAUCUUUAAGAAGUUUGUACAUCCUUCCCAUAAGCACGUGGGUUUCUUCCAAGUUCUCCAGUUUCCUCAUAUAGUCUAAAGUACUAGUUAGUAGGUUAAUUGUCCUGUCAUUAGGCUAAGGUUAAAUCGGUGGGUUGCUGGGAGGAGUGGGCUCAUUGGACCGGAAGAGCCUGUUCCGUGCAGGGUCUCUAAAUAAAUAAAAUGAAAAAUGUAGUUACUGUAGCUGCCUUUCCUCAGACAGCUCGUUCCAUAUACACACCACCCACUUUACCUCAGAUCUCAUUUCAUUCUCUCCUCUCACCAUAAAUCUAGCUUUACAUUCGCUGCCCUGGCAGAAGGACUGUGACUGUUACUCUGACUGUCUAUUCUGUCUAUGCUCCUCAGAUUCUAUAAAGUUACCCCUCAGUCUCCUUUGCUCGAAGGGAAUCAAUCCUCCAAAGCAAGCCCUCCUGUACCAGUAGCAUCCAUAUGAAUCUUUUCUUCACCUUCUCUACAUCCUGAGGUGCCCAGAACUGCACUGUAUACUCCAUGUGUGGUUUCUAGGAGCAUAGGUUUAGGGUGAGGGGCAACAUUUCACACACAGGGUGGUGUCUGUAUGGAACGAGGUGCCAGGUUGAGGCAGGUACAUGGAAGGAUAUGGGCCAAACUCAAGAAGUUGGAACUAGGUAGGGCCGCACUGUGGUUGGCAUUGACUGGUUAGGCCGAAGGGCCGGUAUUCAAUCUGUAAUGCUCCAUGACCCUUGCCUGUGGUGAAAGAAGAUACAAAGCUAUCUGUCAACGGCAGGUGGGGCUCAUCAGCUGAGGUUAGCAGCUCAUUUAGGAUAAGGAAAACACUGAUCUCAAACCUCUGCUGCCUUGCGUCUACACCCACUCAAGGGGAAGGCUUCAGGAGUAAAGCCAGAGGAAAAAUCCAGAGUUGGAUUUCUUAAGGUAGUCCUAUGUUGAGUUCAGUGGUGACUGGCAACUUCUGCCAGCUGUAUGGAGAGGGGAAGCCUGCUACAUGGGCAACAGCUUGCUCUCCAUAUCAUACUGCCCUAAUGUGUGUAUCCACCCAGCUUGGACGCAACAUCCAUGGUCGACCCCGACUUCAAAAAGGCCCCAGUUGUUGGCCUAAAACAUUAAUGUCUGUUUCCCCUAUGUAAAUACUGUUCAAUCCUUGUUAUACACAAGACUGUCAGCCAUCAACAGUACAGUUUUAUAUUUCUCUGAUUUCUGUCAGUAGAUUUAAGCAUGUAGUUAAGAGCUACAGUCACUGUGAGAACAUUCCUAACCAAUUUGCUACUCCAUUUCCACCCCUAGCUCUUCCCCAGGGUGUGGUGCUGCUGCUGUUUUCUCAGUAAGAUACAUGGGAAAAUAUUAUGUCUGUAGGAGCUCCCGAGUUCCACUUGCCAACGAGCAUAGAGUUAUCCUUCGAUCUUCACAAAGCCAUUCACCUACAGCCCACCCUGUCCCGGUAAUGUUGGCGUAGGCCCCAGCCAUUCAGUUGUAUUACAUGUUCGUUCCAGGAUGCAGUCAUAGAUCCAUCCCACAAUCGGGCGCCACAAAUUCCAGCGUAGGGAAUCUGCUGGGCCGGCCCAGUUUGUCCAUGCAGACUGUGUUGUCCAGUGAGCUUGUCCCAUCUGCCUGAGUUUGGCCUAUAGCCCUCUAAACCUCUCCUACCCAUGUACUUAUCGAGAAAGCUUUUAAAUGUUGCUCGUGUUGUCUGCCUGAAGAGCUGUUUCUGGCAGUUCAUUCCAAACCCGCACCACCUUUUGUGUGAAGAGGUGCUAUGGUGGCCCCUUUAAACCUGUGCUUCUCCCUGGGUGAACAUGCUGCGCGCUUUCACACUCUCUGCUCCUUACCACUUUAUGUGCCUCUGUCAGGUCACACUUCAAUCUCCUACGUUCUGGGAAAUAAAGUCCCGGUGUACACCAUUGUACACAAUAUACUUCGAGUCAUAGAAACAGGCCCUUUGGCCCCUCUAGUCCGUGCCAAACCAUUAAUUUGCCUAGUGCCAUCAACCUGCAUCUUUACUUUAGCCCUCCAUACCCCUCCGAUCUAUAGUAUAUACCCAUCCAAACUUCUCAAAUGUUGAAAUCAAACCCACAUCCACCACUUCUGCUGGCAGCUUGUUCCACACUCGCACCAUCCUCUGAGUGAAGAAGUUCCCCCUUGUGUUCCCCUUAAAUAUUUCAUCCUUCACCCUUAACCGAUGAUUCUCGCCUGCUCUCAGUAGAAAAUGCGUGAAGAGGCCGUUGGAUGCAUCUAGUCCGCUUGUGAUUGCCGACCCUUUCACAGGCCUGUUAGCAGUUGCAUUGCACUAGCUUCCUUAAUCCCGUUUAUAAAUUGAUUAUAUGUUAGUCAGUCCUUGAUUAACUUUCUAGCUGUUUCAGACAAGUGCGUUGAGUUGCUGACUGAAUAGCUGAAGGGCAGAUAAGCUAUUGAAAUUUCUGGCUGACACCAGGCCUCACUUAGGGACUGUAAUGGUGCCUUGCCAUUGCUCUAUUUUAUUGAAUUUUUUUUUAAACAAAUGCUCAUUACCUCCCUGGAUAAAAUGUGAAUCCCACAAAGUUCAAACCAAAUCAGUAAAUGGGCAUAUUAUUGUCACAUGUGCUGAGGUACAGUGAAAAACGAGUCUUACAUACUGUUCAGACAGAUCAAUCCAUUACAACGAUGUAGUGACGGAGUACAAAGUAAAACAAUAGCAGAGUGCAGAAUAAAGUGUCACAGAAAGGACGGCUCUGGCAGAUGUUAAGGUGCAAGGCCAUAACGAGGUAGGAUAUGAGUUCAAGAGUUCAUCUUAUUGUACUAGGGGACUGUUCAAUAGUCUUACAACAGAGGGUGUACAUUUCUAGAACAGAACACUACAGUGCAGAAACAGGUCCUUUGACACAUCUGCUACAUUCUGAACUAUUAAUCUGCCCUGUGCCAGUAACCUGCACCUGGACCAUAGCCCAACAUACCCUCCCAUCCAUGUACCUCUCCAAAUCUCACUGAAAUGGUGAAAUGGAACCAGCAUCCACCACUUGCACUGGCAGCUCACUCCACACUCUCAACACCCUCUGAAUGAAGAUAGUCCCCUUUCACCCUUAGCCUAUGACCUCUAGUGGAAAAAGCCUGCUUGUGUUUACCCUAUCUGUACCCCUAUCAAAUUUUCCUCAUUCUCCUACACUCCUGGGAAUAAAGUCCAAACCUAUUCAACCUUUCCCUGUCACUCAGGUCAAGUCUGGGCAACAUCCUUGUAAAUUUUCCCCGUACUCUUUCAAUCUUAUUUACAUAGUUCCUGUAGGUAAGUGACCAAAACUACACACACUACUCCAGAUUAGAUCUCACCAGUCUUACAACUUCAACACAACAUCCCACCUUCUGUGCUCAAUAAUUUGAUUUAUGAAGGCCAAUAUGCCAAAAGCUUUCUGUAUGACCCUAUCUACCUGUGCACCACUUUCAAGGAACUCUACGAGACAUACUCCUGUAAACCACCUUACUCUGCAGACGGGAGGGUAAAUCUGGGGGAGGAGACUCAAACAGCCUCUUAUCCUUGUUCCACAUUCACUUCACCUUAACUUGUCUCCAUUAACUUGCUUCCCAUUCUCAGUGGAGUAUUGUUAUCCUAAGGGUCACACCCUAGCUAAAGGUUUAAUGUAGCCACCACAAGGUUGGGUAAUUGUUGCUGCAAACUGAACGAAUAUAAAAGUCAAUUAUAAAAUAAUGGUUCUUUUAAAAAUUGCCUCAGUAAAGAACAGUGUUCCUUCAACGUAGUUUACAGUGGGACUGGUUUUGGAGGCCUCCUUUAACCCAUCACAGUAAUGACACCACGGUAAGUGUGGCAGUUAGCACGAUGCUAUACAGCUCAGGGUGUAAAGUUCGGAGUUCAAUUCUGGCACCGCCUGGAAACAAGUUUGUAUGUCCUUCCCGUGAGCGCGUGGGUUCCCUCCCAUAGUCCAAAGACCUAUGGGUUAGUAGGUUAAUUGGUCAAUGUAAGUUGUCCUGUGACUAGGCUAAUGCUGAAUAGGUGGUUUGCAUGGUAGGCAAGGGCCUAUUCUGCUCUGUAUCUCUGAAUAAAUAGAUCAAAAGCUGUUCUUUCUGUAAAGAAAUGUCACCUAUCUGAGCACUGCUGAUUUGACUUCAGGCUCUCUAUACAGGUCUUACGGGAGUUAUCCCAUUUGAUCUGUAUGCUGGUAUAUUUGCUUUUCUAUCUAUGGAUGAACUGAGAUUUGGACCUGACCUUGUAACCUCCUUAAAACAUGCCACCAUUUCUCAGUGUUUCCGAAAGACCUGUAAUUUCAGAAGCAGCAAUCUGUAUCACAGAAUGAUCACAGCUUGUCAUGUUCCAGAUCUCCUCCAGAGCAAUCACCAGUUCCACACCACCCCUGCCUCGUCCCACCUUUUCUCCAUAGCUUAGAAAAAUUUCCCCCACCCUAUAUUUGUCCAGUGCCCUCAAAGUGGAACCUGUCUCUCCCACAUUUGGAGGCAAUACAUUCCAGAUUCCAACCACAUGCUGUGAAAAAUCAUCUCUCCUCAUAUCACAUUUGAUUUCCACCUCCCUCGACAAUGAUUUCUGUGACCACUACUCAACUUCUCCAACAGUUCACCCCUUACCACUUCAUAUACAUCUCCCAGAUCUCUCUGCAUCCCGCUCUCAAAACAGAGUCAGUUCCCCCAAACUAUCUUUGUGUCUCAUCUCCUGGUCUUUUCUGAACUCUCUCCAAUGCCUUCUCACCCUCUCUACAAUGAGAUAACUGGACUCAAGUUCAACUUUAAUUGUCAUUCAACCAUGCGCAUGAAUACAGGCAAAUGAAACCGUGUUCCUCUGGGACUAAGGUGCCAACAGUCAGGCACAGCACGCAUAUUGUACGUAUGAUUAUGAUAGCAGAAAAACAUACAGUUACAAAGAUAAUAAUAAUAAUAGACUGAAGGCAAUAUUCCAGCACUCAUAAUGCGCUGGAGGAACCCAGCAGGUCAGUCAGCAUCAGUUGAAAAGAUUAGU